GUGCAUGAUUUCACUGCAAGCGAAAGAAGGAAACAAAACGAGAAAUUCUGAAGACGUCGGAACUUGUGACGAAAUUGUGAACAUGGAUGUGUGAAUAGGCCUUUUGGAAUACUCUAAGGACUACUAUUCCUUCCCUUGUCUCUCUAUUGAAGGCGCUGUUGGAAGCAAAGGCCAUGGGAUAUUUUUGACGACAAUUUUUUCGCGUGCUUUUUACACGCGGACGGACAUCGGCGAAGCUGGAAGUUUCCGUUCAAUUCAAAGUUGAAGCCAUCAUCUUUUCCUAUUGAUCCUGCGACGGAAUUGAAGAAGAAGAGUUUAAAUCCAAAUGCAGUGACUUACAUAUAGUCAAUAACACUGUAUAUUCUUUUUCUAAAUCUUGAAAAACUAAACACAGCUUUUAUUGAUGUUUGAGGACAGAAGCUUUUGUCCAUAGAUACACGACCAACGUAGGAGAAAGUAUAGAAAGCACAUAACAUAUCGGAUUCCUGGAUAAAUUAUAAGGCUGAAAUGGUGGACGUGGACCCAGAUACGCUUUUGGAAUGGCUCAAUAUGGGGCAAGGGGACGAACGAGAUAUGCAACUUAUAGCGUUGGAACAGCUUUGUAUGUUGUUACUAAUGUCAGACAACAUCGAUCGGUGUUUUGAAAGUUGUCCUCCGAGAACCUUUUUACCAGCACUUUGCCGCAUUUUCCUGGAUGAGUGUGCCCCAGAGAAUGUUCUUGAGGUGACGGCACGUGCAAUCACUUAUUAUCUGGAUGUGUCUGCUGAGUGCACAAGGAGGAUAGUAGCUGUUGAUGGUGCACUGAAAUCUCUUUGUAACAGAUUGGUUAUUGUAGAGCUGUCUUCAAGGACCAGUAAAGAUCUAGGGGAGCAAUGUGUUAAGGUCCUUGAGUUGAUCUGCACAAGGGAAGCAGGUGCAGUGUUUGAGGCGGGAGGACUUCAGUGCGCCCUGACCUUUAUCCGUGAGUUUGGCAGCGCAGUUCACAAGGACACCCUACACUCUGCCAUGAAUGUCGUCACUCGUCUGUGUGGGAGAAUGGAACCUCAGGAUCAAAACCUGGAGACAUGUGUCAAGUCUCUGUCAACACUUCUUGAACACGAGGAUAAAUAUGUAUCAGAUGGGGCUCUUAGAUGUUUUGCCUCUUUGGCUGACCGCUUCACGCGCCGUGUGGUGGACCCUGCGCCCUUGGCUAAGCACGGACUGACUGGGGAGCUUCUUCGGCAACUGGCUAGCGCUGCUGGAGCCAACGAGAGAAGUACCAGCAGUAGUGCCACCCCUGACGCCAAGACUAACAACACCUCAGUGUCAACAAUUGUCAGUCUUCUGAUAACCUUAUGUAGAGGCUCACCAGCAAUAACACAUGAUUUGUUACGAUCAGAGCUUCCAGAUGCCAUAGAAAAAGCCCUACAAGGGGAGGAGCGUUGCAUCCUGGACACUAUGCGACUUGUUGAUCUGUUGCUUGUACUACUGUUUGAAGGCCGCCAAGCCCUGCCAAAGUCAAGUGUCUCUCUCCCUAGAGGGGGAGGUCCAGGAAUACGGCGAUUUGAUGGCUCCAGUGAAAGAUCUCAUCGGCAAUUGAUUGACUGUAUUAGAAGCAAGGACACUGAUGCUUUGAUUGAUGCUAUUGAAAAUGGUGGUUUUGAGGUGAACUUCAUGGAUGAUGUUGGACAGACUCUUCUCAAUUGGGCAUCAGCAUUUGGAACACUAGAAAUGGUUGAAUAUUUGUGUGAAAGAGGAGCAGAUGUGAACAGAGGUCAGCGGUCAUCGUCUCUCCACUAUGCUGCUUGCUUUGGUCGACCAGCUGUAGCCAAGACUCUGUUGCGGCAUGGCGCUAACCCUGACCUGCGUGAUGAGGAUGGCAAGACUCCCAUGGACAAGGCCAGAGAAAGGAAUGAUGAAGGACAUCGUGAAGUCGUCCAUAUACUGCAGUCACCAGGGGAGUGGAUGGUCCCAGUAACAACAACAGCCCAAGAAGCAUCAACACCAUCCACACCAGUAGAAGAAACACCCACCCCUGCCCAACCGAGUGAGAGCCAAGAAACAGAAGAACAACAAGAAUGCAAGGAAGAGCCCACAGAAGAACCACAAAAAGAAGAAGAAAUCGUUGGAGACCCAGAAAUGGCCCCUAUAUAUCUCAAAACCUUACUCCCUGUGCUGGCUAGGAACUACUUGAAUACAAUGAUGCCAACUAUAAGGAAAGCAACUCUAGCGCUGAUCCGUAAGAUGGUGCAUUACUCCUCCCAGCCGUUGCUGAGUGAGCUGUCAGAGGCUCCAGGGGUUGCAUCAGUAGUGGUAGAGGUGCUUGCUAUGGUUUUGGACCAUGAGGAGGACGAUGAAGGGCAUCUAACAGCGCUCAGCAUCAUCCAGGAUCUCUCUGAGAAGUGUCAGGAUCAGUACAUCAGCCACUUCUCACGUCUUGGUGUGAUCAGUCAUGUUUCUGAGUUGGCAGGACCCAUAAAGGAGAUUACCCAAGAAGAAGAACCACAAAAGACAAGAAGUGACAAGGAUGACGACACAGUGCAAGAGGACGCCAGUGAACUAGAGCAGGCCAAGCCAUACCACUGGAAUGAUUGGUGCAUCGUCCGCAACAGAGACUGCCUAUACAUGUGGAAUGAGUCCUGUGCAAUAGAGCUCUCGAACGGCAGCAACGGCUGGUUCAGGUUCAUUUUGGACGGACGUCUGGCCACUAUGUACUCUAGUGGAAGCCCAGAGGGAGGAUCAGAUUCCUCUGAAAGUAGAGGAGAAUUUCUUGAGAAACUACAACGGGCCAGAGGCCAAGUCAAGCUAGGAACACCAAGUCAACCUAUUCUCUCCUCUACUGGCCCAGCACGCCUCUCUAUUGGAAACUGGUCUUUAGCCUGUACCAAAGAGAAAGAAAUCUCCAUCCACAAUGCAGAUGGACAACAAGCUACCAUUCUCCGCGAAGAGCUGGCAGGAUUUGUGUUUGAAUCUAACCGAGGAACAAAACACACUUUUACUGCAGAGACCUCUCUGGGACAUGAGUUUGCAGCUGGUUGGACUGGAAAAAGAGGGAAAAGGUUUGUCUCUAAGGUAGAGGCACAGAAGCAAAAGGUGCGUAACCUGGCCAUGGAGAUCCAGGAAACAUAUUUCCAGGCAGCUCAGGCCAUGCCCAGAGAAGUGGUGUCCAGACUACAAGAGAUUGUGGAACAUCUAAAUGAUGCCUGCCUUUCACAACAGAAUGAAAUGAUGGGUGAGGGCAGGGAAGGAAAGUGGAGAGAGCAGAUGUACAACAGCCUUAAAGACCUUCUUACAGUUCUCAAGGAAGACACGACUGUCUCAUCUUACGAGCUACAGACUACUGGACUUGUAACAUCACUUCUCAACUGCCUGAACAUGCCAAGCAAGAGCAAAUACUCAGAUGAGAACACGUAUAACCAGAUGGUUAAGAUGAUGGCUCAGCGGAUCCAUGUGUUCAAGCAGAUGUUUGGAGAGACAGAAGACCAGGUCAAUGAGGAAAGUCCCGGUGAAGACACGCCUGCAGCAAUUUUAGUUCGUAAAUUGGUCGCUAUCCUUGAAUCAGUUGAAAAGCUGCCCGUCUAUACAUACGACUGCCCCGGAUCUGGUCUACAGGUUCUUACCAGGCGUCUUCGGUUUCAAUUAGAAAGAACCCCCGGAGAGAGUGCUUUGAUUGACAGGAGUGGGCGUACACUGAAGAUGGAACCACUGACCACUGUUGGAGCACUGGAGAGAUAUCUGCUAAAAAUGGUAGCAAAGCAGUGGCACGACUAUGAUCGAUCUACCUUCAACUACAUCCGCAAGUUGAAAUCUGGCCAACAACUGACCCUGGCACACUCUUCUGACUUUGACGAGAAUGGCAUCAUGUACUGGAUCGGCACAAAUGGAGGUACUGCACCUGACUGGACUAACCCCGCCUCGGUGGGACUGGUUGUAGUGACGUCCUCAGAGGGGAAGAGCCUUCCAUACGGCAAGCUGGAGGACAUCUUAAGCCGAGAGUCUGCAGCGCUCAACUGCCACACGAAUGAUGAUAAGAAUGCUUGGUUUUCUAUUGACUCUGGCCUCUGGAUAAUACCCACAUGCUAUACAUUGCGCCAUGCCCGUGGAUAUGGCCGGUCUGCCCUGCGCAACUGGUUAUUUCAAGCAAGUAAAGAUGGCAAACAAUGGACCACAUUGUACACACACACGGACGAUGACUCACUCAAUGAACCUGGGUCCACAGCAUCAUGGCCGAUAGAACCACCUGAAGAUACAAAGGGCUGGAGGCACUUCCGCCUGCAGCAGGCCGGCAAGAACGCUAGUGGUCAGACCCACUAUCUGUCUUUGUCUGGUUUUGAACUCUACGGUACUGUGAUCGGCGCUGUAGAAGAACCGUUAGUAUCAGAGUUCACUUCGUCAAGAACUCUGCAAGACUCUCAGAGCCGCUCUCUCAAACCCUGCUGGUCUCUACACCCUGGCAAAGCUGCAAGAGAUGUGGAGGCCGCCCUCCGUCGACAGCGCCGUCUGGUGCGUUCACAGAUGCUCAAGCACUUGGGCGUCGGAAGCAGGGUUGUCAGGGGGAUGGACUGGAAAUGGAAGGACCAGGAUGGUACCCCCCCUGGAGAGGGUAUGGUCACCUCUGAACUGCAUAAUGGUUGGGUUGAAGUGUCCUGGAACAAUGGUACAUCCAACUCAUAUCGCAUGGGUGCUGAUGGCAAAUAUGACCUCAAAGUCAUAGAGCCAAACCCCUCAACCACGCCUACUUCCUCCACGCCCACUUCCUCAUCCUCCACCAGCACACCUACCACCCUGAACACGGUCACCUCCUCUCUGCUGAUGAUGCAGGAGCGUCCGUCCACUGCUGACCAAGGUGCAUCUUCAGAUUCUGGCUCCUCCCAAGAGGUUUCACCCCGCAGUGACCACGACUCCACCCAAGUGAAGGAACAGCAAGUCGGGGGGGAGCAGCAGGAGGCAGAAGAAGAGGUGUCGCCAGAGCCUCUGGUGCUGGAGGGGAGUGAGAUGGAGGCUGCUGCGGCAGCUGCAGAGGCAGCCGAGAUUGUGGUUGAUGAUGGGGUGUCCCUUGAAGAGGACAGGGAACCUUCUCCAGACUCGCCCAUUCCGCAGGGUGACUUUGAGUGCGACAUAUACCAGACCAUGCCACCCCAGCGCUCAUCACAAGGCUCUACGCUACUUGGCACAGAGACAGACUUUUCUGGUGCUGAUGAGGCGACGGUAGACGAGCCCUUGCCCCAGUCCACCACAUCCAGUAAUAUGGUCAGCGCUAGUACCACUCUCUCUGUCGAUGUAUCCUCAACUAAAAGCCUGCUAAGCAUGGUCUACAGUAGUUGUGCUGCUGGCACCACCCCAACUGGUACACUCCACCUUGUGUCCGAUAUAGCGAGCCUUCUCAGCAUGGUUCAAAGCUCUGGUGAGAACAUCCCCCGUGGCGGCAGCGGUAUACCCCGAGGAUCUGAUAUCGAGGCUGAGGUGUACGAGGCUGUGCGCUCGUCUGGUUUGCUUGAUGACAUCGGUGAUGACGAUGACCUUCCUGAGCCAGAUGAUGAAGAUGAGGAUGAUGAUGAUGACGAGGACGAAGAAAAUGAUGAGGAGAACGAGGAUGACUAUGAUCUAAGUGAGGAGGUUGAGCGACCAGGCACUCGGCGACGCACAUGGGACGAUGAGUUUGUCCUGAAAAGACAAUUCUCUGCCCUUGUACCGGCAUUUGACCCUCGACCGGGAAGAACCAACGUCCAACAAACACAGGAUAUAGAAGUCCCACCUCCAGGAUCCAAACGCCCAUCCACGCCUGAGGAACCCGAGACGCCCGCUCAACCUAGUUUACUACUGUCUAUCAGAGGCCCUGCUACACACGGGCUGCCUGAGAUUGAGAUCCCGCUGGAUAAUCCGGACUCCACCAUCUUCUCGUAUGUACAACGUGUCACGCUAGCAGCCGGAGGCACCAAGACCGAGCGCAUCCGUCGGCUUUGGGAACCCACCUACACGAUAACUUACCGGGAAGCACGAGACCCGAAUGAUCAGGAGUUACUCGAUAGGGAGAAAGUGAGGGAAAGCAGUGAAUCGCCGAUCCAGUGGAGUUCAACGUACAUGGAGCAUUGCCUUGGCACGGAUGAGCUGCCCAAAAGUGAAGUAAUCGCUUUCCUUCAGCAGCACGCAGACACUGCCUUCCUCAAGAAGUGGAAGCUCACGGGGACCCUCAAGGCCAUCCGCAAGAACAGGAACUGCUCACAACUAGUGGCAGCCUACAAGGAAUUCUUGAAGACCUAUGAUGGGGCUGACUCGAGACCAGGCCACAAGGACGAACACGAAGCACAGGGUACCCGUAAAACAUCACGAGGAGGAACAACCCCCAAGGAUGACCUCGCUCCGGUCGUGGACAUAUUACAGCUUCUACGACUUCUCAACGCUAUCUCGGUCUCUUCUGCUCAGCAUUUUGGCAAGGAGGCUGAUGAGAAGUACGGGUUUAUUGUCGGUCAGGAGGAUUUCAGUAGCAACAAACUCACAACCAAGCUAAUGCAGCAAAUACAGGACCCGUUGGUGCUGGCGAGUGCAGCGUUACCUGAGUGGUGUGGCCAGCUGACGUCACUCUGCCCCAUGCUCCUGCCGUUCGAGACAAGACAGCUGUACUUCUCCUGCACUGCCUUUGGAUGUUCACGAGCGAUUGUGUGGCUCCAAUCUAAGCGCGACACAGCGAUAGAUCGCAACCGCACCUCCUCGUUCAGACGCGAUGACCCUCACGAGUUCAAGAUCGGCCGACUCAAGCACGAGAGAGUACGAGUUCCCCGAGGAGAGACGUUCUUGGACUGGGCAGCCUCUAUUCUCAGAUAUCACGCCGAGAGGAAGUCGGUGCUCGAGGUGGAGUUCGAGGGCGAAGAAGGUACAGGCCUCGGUCCCUCACUCGAGUUCUACGCACUAUUCGCCGCCGAGCUGCAGAGGAAGAGUCUUGGCAUGUGGGUGUGUGAGGACGACGCUCCACAAGAACUCGUCAGAGAGGUGGAUAUCGGCCACGGUGUUCGGCCACGCGGAUAUUACGUCCAGCGAUCGUCAGGUCUCUUUCCUGCUCCCCUGCCUCAAGAUCUCCCAGACACCGAGCGGGUUGCCUCCUUCUUCAAUCUUCUUGGUAUCUUCCUGGCGAAAAGCUUGCAGGACAAUCGCCUUGUAGACAUCCCUCUUUCAAUACCCUUCCUAAAGCUCAUGUGCUCCGGUGGUAACGCUAUUAUGAGCCGCUUCACCAUUCUACCAUCCGGUUCCGGUAGCUCCUCCCGGCUGCGACACCACAGCAUGAACCUAGAAGACAGUAUCUGUUCAAGUAACUGGAGAAGCUCGAUUGAUGAUAAUACUAAUGAGUUGGACCGGCCCUCCUUGGAGGACAACCAGAACACAAUCAACAAAAUCGACUCGUAUUCCAAGGAGCAAGAGAUUAUUAAAGAAGAUCUUAAGGACGAUGAUGAGGCAGAGCUGAAGACAGGCAGUUGUGAGGAUGUGUCGGCACUGGUGCUGGAGCCGUGCUGGUUUGCUGGACUUUUGGACGAGGACAUGGCUGAUGUGGAUCCCCACAGGGCUUCAUUCCUGGACCAACUAAAGGACAUGGUUGCUCGUAGGGAUGCGAUACUUAACGAUGACUCACUCUCUACUGACGAAAAGAAAGUUAAAGUGCAGAAAUUGAAAUUUAAGACAUCGACAGAAGUGGAGUGUUCCUUGGAAGAUCUUGGCAUUACGUUUCAGUUUUCUCCAUCUUCAAAAGUAUAUGGCUUCGCAUCAACAGAUCUUUUGCCACAAGGCGACGAAUUGCUGCUGACACUCGACAAUGCAGACACGUACAUCGAGCUGCUUACUAACUUCUGUCUGUACUCGGGCAUAAGAAAGCAGAUGGAUGCCUUCAAAGACGGCUUCAACCGGGUUUUCCCCAUGGAAAAGCUGCAAAUGUUCUCUCCGGAGGAGCUCCAGCUAAUGUUGAGCGGUGAGCAAGUGCCAGAAUGGACACGCGAGGACAUACUGAACUACACGGAGCCUAAGUACGGUUACAGCAAGGAGAGCCCAGGCUUCCAGAGAUUCGUUAACGUGCUGGCGAGUAUGGAGGGCGAUGAUAGGAAGGCGUUCUUACAGUUCACUACAGGCUGUUCCUCUCUGCCACCUGGGGGACUCGCUAACCUCCAUCCACGCCUGACGGUGGUGCGCAAGGAAGGAGAGGGUGACGGCACCUACCCCUCCGUCAACACCUGCGUCCAUUACCUCAAACUGCCCGAGUACAGCUCCGAGGAGAUCCUACGGGAGAGGCUGCUUGCCGCCACAAAAGAGAAGGGGUUUCACCUGAACUAAAUAAAGGGUUGAGGGUUAACCUCCAAGCGCUUGAGAUGACUAUAUUCCCGAAGAUAUCGUAUGGAUGAAAUGUUCCUUGCUUUAGCCACAGAAGAGAAGGGGUUUCACCUGAACAGAAUAAAGGGUUGAGGGUUAACCUCCAAGCGCUUGAGGGGACUAUAUUCCCGAAGAUAUCGUAUGGAUGAAAUGUUCCUUGCUGCAGCCACAGAAGAGAAGGGGUUUCACCUGAACUGAAUAAAGAAUUGAGGGUUAACCUCCAAGCGCUUGAGGGGACUAUAUUCCCGAAGAUAUCGUAUGGAUGAAAUGUUCCUUGCUGCUGCCACAGAAGAGGGCUUUCAUAUCACUGGAACAAAGUGGAGUCAACUUCGAAACGCUUGACAGGAGUAAAGAUCCGUGGAGAUCCCGAGAGGGAGUUUUCUGGCUGCCACAAGACCACCUGAACAAUUGAAAUGAUGGAAAGGGAACGAGAGGCCACCUAAGCUGGGCUUCCAAGCGCUUUGUGAGUGAACAUUGAGUACCGAGUCAAACAAAUUUUGGGACAAAACGAACGACUUCCAACGGACAUAUAAAGGUUCUUUUUUUUAUAUCUAGGAGGUUUUAAGCUAAACAUUGCGAAAAGGUGAAAAAGCGGAUAAACUAGGGCUACCAUUAUUUUAAGCUGAAGACACUAACAAAGGAAAAAUAAAUUAAUAGAUUCAGAAGAGGACAGGAGCAGACUGAAACUGUAGUCAAGUAUAAUAGGGAUGACAGUUAAGGUGACAAGAAGCAACUUUCUUAUCUCCUUUUAGUGGAAGACAGACCUAGAGCUAAUUGCAGUAAGCUCAGUCUAGCCGUUAAAAGAACAGGAUUAGCUCGUUUGCUUAUCAGGUUAUUGAUUUUGAGUUUUGUAUUGAUAUUUUUUACUAUUUGAUAUUGAUUAUCCAUCUGUUAGAGGUUUGGUGCCCAAAUAGCUAUUUUUUUUUCUUCCUGCUUGCAUUUAACAUGACUUUGCAACAGUCAUGUGUUAGCCAUGUGGCCAUUUAGUUCUUCUCACUGGCUGGCAGUCCCCCGAUCCAACAUAGUAAGAAUUUCAAACCUGCUUAAUAAAGAAUGCAUAUUACGAA
Molecule: messenger RNA, 9395 nt
Organism: Nematostella vectensis (starlet sea anemone)
Lineage: Eukaryota; Metazoa; Cnidaria; Anthozoa; Actiniaria; Edwardsiidae
Product: E3 ubiquitin-protein ligase HECTD1-like
Exons: 41
Coding region: 508-8292 (2594 amino acids)
Biological process (GO): proteasome-mediated ubiquitin-dependent protein catabolic process; protein K63-linked ubiquitination; anatomical structure development
Cellular component (GO): nuclear speck
Molecular function (GO): ubiquitin protein ligase activity; protein binding; metal ion binding
Source: RefSeq, a predicted model, not a curated record